Formica exsecta is the source of this 4739-nucleotide messenger RNA. RefSeq names its product zinc transporter ZIP1-like. The coding region runs from base 2299 to 3936 and encodes 545 amino acids. NCBI's taxonomy places the organism in Eukaryota, Metazoa, Arthropoda, Insecta, Hymenoptera, Formicidae. Gene Ontology annotation, biological process: zinc ion transmembrane transport. The record is from RefSeq and is a predicted model, not a curated record. The transcript has 3 exons. Gene Ontology annotation, cellular component: plasma membrane. Gene Ontology annotation, molecular function: zinc ion transmembrane transporter activity.
AAACGGGAAAGCUUCGAAUCUUGAAAAUGAGGAUGAUGUUUCGAGCAUGUAGCCGAGGUCAAAGGUGAUGGUCGGUACUUAUCGAUUGUCAGCGAGCAAUUAAUUACUAGUCAACAGUCACUUAUCACGAUGCUCUUUCUCUCUCUCUCUCUCUCUGUCUAUCAAAAGGGAGAGAAAGAACGAUGCGCACGUCGAGGCCAACGCAGGCCAACGUUCGAAAUGUCGAGCGUCGCAAAUUAGUCGCAUAGGAAGAGAGGGGAAGCAGAAGAAAGAGGGACAGAGAGAGAGAGAGAGAAAAGAGAAUGUGGCACGCGAUAUGCAGAGGACAUCCUGUCGAUGAUGAUUCACAAUGCGAGACACAAUUCUCGUAAGGUUGACUUGAAAAAGUUCACCUCGCCAGAAAAUAUAGCCGUUAUUUUUUUUGUCCAUUCUUGAGUAAUCCGGAGGGGGAGGGUUUCCUUCGAGCGAUCCUUCAUGCUUCGCGAUCGUGUAUGAGAAGGGGGAGAGAAAAAAGAACCCUGAAAACUAUCGCGAAAGUGAAUGGCAAGGCUCGUCGAUUAUUAUUUCUUUAUCGGCGUAAUUGACAACAUACGUAUACACACAUACACAGGGGGAACACCCGCGGCUCGUGCCGUCGAUCGAGAUCUCGAAAUCACGAGAUCGUUCCACGGCUCGUUGAGCACUAUACGAUUUACAAUCGACAUUCAAUGUUUAAUGGUGCGUCCGAAAUCGAGCGGCGUGAAUCCUCUCGCUUUUUCGCGCGCAGAAGGGUGAAAGUAUCGCGGAGCCUGAUGAAUAAUCACUUGGUGGCGUGAUCGUGUCGCUGGCCCACAUCGCUAGACUAAAUUCACGCCUUUUGCUUCGAAAGCGACCAACGUGCCUCUUACAUUUUCUCAUCCGUGUCUUGACACGCUGUGAAAAUUAGAUAGGAUUAAAUUGAAAGGAGAAAUUUAUUUACAUAAAACUGAAAUUAAUCUUCCACAAAGUCGAAGGGUUGAUCCGAGAAUCUUCCAAUUUCUUCGCUCCAUCAUCCUUUAAUCUUCGUCUUCCUCGUUACACUCUUGGAAGAUUUAUCUUCCAAUCGGCGAUGCAAAUGUUUAUUACGACGUGACGUAAGUGACGUUAGCACGCGUGUCCCCCCCCCCUCCCCCCGCUCGCGCACGUAGACGAGUAUCGUCGACAAUUUCUUUCAUUCACGCAUCCACGCGUAUGUAUUGUACACGCGCCUACGCACAGACGCCCGCGUCCGCCGCGGAGGGAAAAUGCGUUAUGCGUUGCCGUUCGUCAGGCAUAGAAUAAUUGCAGCGAUGUAACCGAUGUUUAAGGUGCCCCAUCCUGCGAAAGGUGAAAGAGCAGGCAACUCGAAAGAUUGUUCACCCUUUGUUAUGAGCGAUAAGAUCGUUGGAGUUAAAUUUAAAUCACUGAUAAAGUUUUCGUUGUCGAUAUUGAUCUUCUUUCAUUCCUCUGUCAAUCAACAUUGAUACGUACAUCGUUAAACACUAUCGAAGAAAGCAGGGCAUAAAUAUAGAAAGGAUGAAUGUCGCCAAGAUGUGCAAAUUCCACAUCCAUCGUAUAUCUUCAUUCCUUCAUUUUCAAUCUCUCUCGCUCUUCGUUCUCACUUCAUUCUAGUUCUACUCCCUCUUUUUCCCUCAUCUUAUCAUCUCUUUUCUUAUCUUUAUUUCGUUUCUGUUUUUCUUUCCCCGUUCUCUUUACCUUUCCCUCUUGCACUCUGACACGGACCUCCUCGGCCCUCCCUUCUGCUCGGGGUCCACCGUUGAUUUUACGCCACUGAGCGAUCAGUCACCGUCCAGGUGCUAGAGCGAGCGUGUACACGCCAGUGGACGAUGGAUGGAUAAGGACGGGACGUAGCUGUCGCGGGAGUGGGCAGGAAGCCGCUCGGCUCGGACUAUGUAAGACGACGAGGCGGCGGCCGAGGGAUCCGAUCGAGCCGAGUUCUCGUCGAGUCGAGACCGGAGUAGAUAGUGUCUGAUCGGCCGUCGCGGCGCGUGGAUUUCCCUCGCUCGGCUCGCUUCGAACGGGAGAAUCGUUCGUCAGUUUUAGCCGACGAUAUUGUCCGUGCCGUUGGAAAAGUUUGUCGAAAAAUCGGGGAACGGAGCGUGAGAUGACAAGACUUGUCGUCGACAGGGGAGGCGCGAAGGAGAGAGGUGGUGAAGUGGUGACGAGAUAAUCGGCGUAGUGCAAUUGCGAAAUUCUUUAGCAAGAGACACUCACAGACUGAACUUGAGUUAUUUCUGUCGAGAUAAAGUCUUGAUUAUAUCGUUAUCACAUCUUGAAAAGAUGUCCGAUAUGGAAGAGAACACGACGUCCAGCGUCCUCCUGAUGUCAAAGAUCGGCGCGAUGAUCGGUCUCGGUUUAGGUUCUCUGGUGCUGGGAACCCUGCCGUUGAUAGUGGGACGUUACAGGGCCAAGAAAAGACUUCGAAAACACUCUCGGCCGAUCUCCUCUGAUCGUUCCAGCACGUCAACUUCGGCAUCUUUGCCGGGCGUUGACUCGACCUCCGCGGCGAAUAAACAACAAACGGCAAAUCGUCUCCAGGGUCUUUUGACAUCGCUGUUGCUUUGCUUCGGCGGCGGAGUGCUUCUGUUCACGACGUUCCUGCAUCUGGCACCGGAAGUGCGCGAGAGCGUCGAGAGGCAUCAGUCGAACGGUCAGCUGCCGACUCUGGGCACCCUCGGUUUGGCAGAGUUGCUCUUCUGCGGUGGCUUCUUCCUCGUCUACCUGGUCGAGGAGGCGGUGCACGCCGUCCUCACCGGUAAACCCGAAUCUUCAGGGGCGCUGCUCUACCGGACCGUAUCGGUGCGCAGAUGCAACAAUAAUCAGACGGGCCCAUCGACCAUAAGCGACUCAACUACCACCGUAUCCACCACAAGGUCUGCCGCGUGGAAGGAUCAGGACGAUCACGAGGACAAGGAGAACCGGACGAGCUUGGAACGAUCCAAGAUCCAGCUCGAUGAACUGCGCAAUCAUGUGGUCAAGGACGACAAGGUCCUGCCGGCUAUAUUCGUCCUGUCCCCCGCGUUAUCGAACGAAGGACGUCAGGUCGUCGAGAGGCGUUCUGAUCCAGAACUGGCGAUGUCGGAAUUGAACUACCCGCCAAUUCGGCAUCAUCAUCAUCAUCAUCAGGAUCAUUCUCAUCAUCAUCAUCAUAAUCAUCAUCAUGAUCACAACCAUCACCACCACCACCAUCAUCAUCAACAUCAACAUGGCACGAUGACGCAAAAUACUUCGGUGCAAGGUCUGCUGACCGUGCUCGCGCUGUCCUUCCACGCGAUAUUCGAGGGCCUGGCGGUAGGGCUAGAACCAUCCAUCAGCUCAGUCGUCUAUUUAGCGGCUGCCAUCGCGACCCACAAACUGGUCAUCUCCUUCUGCGUUGGGAUGGAGCUCUACGUAGCCGGCGCGUCCACACGAGCCACCCUCGGAUAUCUAUCCAUCUUUUCUAUGGUGACGCCGAUUGGGAUCGGGAUCGGGUUAGCGCUGAGCCAUUUCAAGAACGACAGUGAAAAUCUGGGACCAACGCCUACCAUAUUGCAGGGCAUGGCGGCCGGCACCCUGCUUUACGUGGUGUUCUUCGAAGUGCUGGCGCGCGAAAGGGCGAACGAGAAGAGCGGCCUGUUGCAGCUGGUCGCGAUCAUCGUCGGCUUCGCGCUAAUGCUGGGCUUGCAGAUCGCCACCGCUCAUUCGCACAGCCACGAUCACGGCCAGGGUCACGGACAUUCUAACGCGGAGGAGGAGGAGGACCACGACCACGAUCACGACCAUGAGCAAGAUCACAAGCAUCGCGUCGUAACAGAAGCGAUCGACAAAGUGACCGAUAGCAUUGCCGAGGCCCUCUCCAACGCUCUCACAUCUUCGACGACGACGUUACGGCCGAGGGAUAUCCACGAGACCAGCACAUUGCAUCCUCAUCACAGUUAGGGAUCGACAUGCAUUUCCGCGAAUUCUAUGCUUCACGGUUGGAUCCUCUUCGGCAAGAGAUUCAGCGCAUCGAGGAUCUCUCGAAAAUCUCGACGGAUCACGAUGCUGUCUCUGCCAAGGAGAGAGAGACAUUUUUCAUCUAUUUUUCCAUCCAUUUUGACAAAAUGGAAAUGAAACAGAGAGAAAACGAAACGGAGCCGGAGAAAUGAUAGAUUUUUUUACAUGCAUGGAUCUACAUGUCGAUUGUGAUUGAUUCUGUUCCGGACGUGAUGUGACAACGGAAGAUUCGUAUUGCACGUUGCAUGUUGUAUGUAAUAUAUAUUCGACAAGAGAGAGAUGUCCUUUUUUACCGCUGCUCCGAUCGCGGAAACUGUAAAAAAAGAAGUUAUGGAUGCCCUGACAUAUUUCGACUUGACUUCCGAAGAGUUUCUCGCUCAAAGAUUUGCAAUGGGAAAAGACUUUCACGUACAUGUACAUAUCUGUAUUCGUUCCGACCUCGGUGCAACAGUUAUUUUUUGUGUUUUUUUAGAUACGAUAAUAAAUAAGUGUUUAAUUAUGUAUAUUGUUUAAGUGCCUUUAACGAAACUUUUCACGCAAGUGCUGAAAAUAUUUAUUAAUAAUAUCGGACAGAGCGUUUUAGCAUUUAAGCAUUUUCUUCUCGAUAAAAAUACGUAAAGAAAGAAAAAUACGGACGCUGAACUUGUCACGAGCAGAUCCAUUAGUUUCCUAAUUAUUCGACGGAACCAAAUACGUCGUAUUUGUAUAAAAAAUUUAAUAAAUUAUAGCAAUAUUUUUUUAUACUA